AUGUUGAUAUUGAAGUAUUUACUGCUAUCGGUGUUAUUGAAUUCCGUUCCUGUCGUACUAUCCCAAGACGAAGGGCAACUUCCAGAACAUCCUCAAGAACAAGCUAAUGAGCAGCAGAUACAUCAGGAGCAGGCUGAACAGCAGCCACAAGAGCAAACUAUUCAGCAACCUGAAGUGUUUCAAGAAGAGCCUGUACUGAUUCGAGGUAUGUCUUUGGCUCAUGCAUUUCUUAGACGAGUGGUUCUCAUAGGGAAGAAAUUACCCAUUUUGGGUAAUUUGGAGGUGUCAUGGGGUAAUGGAGGGGUCGGGAAAAUAGUAUUUAGUGCAGUUGUCAGACAUUUAAGACAGCAUUUAGAAGGCAUAAUCGACAUCGAAGCGGAAUGGGACGCUGACCAAGAAACGUUCCAGUAUUUUCGUAUCAGCGAUGUCAACGAAGAUCAGUACAUUGACGGACUUGAGGUUAUCAAAGCCGCCAUCCACGAUCACCACCCACCUGAGGGAUUAGCUACGAAACCGGUGUUCACUGACGAGGCUCUAGAGAAGCUUGUGGAUGGAGUGCUAGCAGCGCUCGAUACGAAUGGUGACGGUUUGAUCGACUUCGCUGAAUUUUCGUUCAAAAAGUAUCAAGAACAUCUGUCAAAUGCUCGAGCCAAUGCUUAA
Molecule: messenger RNA, 660 nt
Organism: Anisakis simplex (herring worm)
Lineage: Eukaryota; Metazoa; Nematoda; Chromadorea; Rhabditida; Anisakidae
Source: the annotation of a GenBank genome assembly